AUCAUAUGGAUCAACGGUCUUCCGUAAUAUGAACUCAUAUGAAUGCAUCUUGCGGAAAACGACGUGUAAUAUGUAUGCAGUGGAUAUUAUUACAUCUGUAUCCAUGUAGAGUGGAUUAAUCGAUGAUGAAACAAAACGCAAAGAACAGACGUCAUGCGGGCCACGAUGCGAGGUUACAUAAACCGUUAACAGGAAGGAAAAAAAAUAAAUAAAUAUAAAAAUUAACAAGUCUAUAGGCGACGGGCGUGAUACGUCGGUAACGGUACAAAGCAUGCGCAAAAUAACUUGCUGAACCGAAGUAGAGGCGAAAAAAGUUACAUCGAGAAAGAAAGAAAGAGAAGAAAGAAAGAAAGAAACACGAAACAAACCCCGAGCUCUUUUCUGCGUGUAAAUUGAAUUUUAUGGCGGAGCAACGUAAGGCGGGCGAGUGCUCCUGCAGGCGGAAGAAAGGCACAGGAGUUGGUAACAAGUCGAAGCCGUCGAGCAAGAGAAAGCGGCAAACGCUCGUGCACAAUCCGGAGGAAGAGAUAUGGCACGAGCCGUAUAUGCACUGUCUCCGUAAGGAAUUUUCGCAAAAGUCGAUACCGUGCGACUCGAAGAUCGAACUGCCGUGGCGAGACAUCGCUUUGCCACCUGUCGCCAUGAAGAUCAGGCCUAACGUCGAGGUCAAGGAGGCGCCAGUCGAGGAGGCGGCUCGGCUGCAUCAGGAAAGCGGAGGCGAGGACGGCGAGGGCACCGAUUCAAAGGAAUCGACCGGGAAGAUGAAGCUCCCGUGGAACGACCUCCUGGUGAUGGACACGGUCGCCCCGCAGCCGCGACUCCGGCCCGACGGCGCACUUUGCGAUUCGACCCUGGAGAUACCCUGGGAGGAUCUCGCCCUCGAAAGGCCGGUUGAAAUACGCCCGAUACCGGAGGAGGAGCACUGCGAUCUAGACGACGUCGAAAUACCCUGGGAGGACAUACUGCUCCCCGCAAACAUCGUCAUCGAGACCAGGAAAAAGAAGCACCCCUCCUCCAGGGGCCCGCCGAAUUAUCCCUCCGUCAGGGGUGGUGUCUGUUGCGGCGAUAAUACCUGCUGCACAAAGACCAGGAGAAAGUGAC
This is a messenger RNA of Diprion similis, 1101 nucleotides long. RefSeq lists its product as uncharacterized. The record is from RefSeq and is a predicted model, not a curated record. The coding region runs from base 402 to 1100 and encodes 232 amino acids. The transcript has a single exon. NCBI's taxonomy places the organism in Eukaryota, Metazoa, Arthropoda, Insecta, Hymenoptera, Diprionidae.